CUCACCAUGACUGGAGUAUUAAAACGGAAAUAUGACGAGUUGGAAGACGACGCCCCGUAUUCCUCCUCCUCUUCCUCCUCCUCCCCUUUCUCCUCCUCGUCUGCUUCUUCAGGCUGGGACUCGGAUGAGGAAAACUCCCGAGGAGACGUCAAGCCCGGCCCGGUUUUGAACGCCGACUUCACUCCCACGUCCAUCCUGAAGAAGAGCAAGCGCCUCAAGCGGAACACCGUGGAGUUCGACCGCGUCACCGUCUUCUACUUCCCGCGCUGCCAGGGUUUCACCAGCGUGCCCAGCCGUGGCGGCUGCACCCUGGGCAUGGUCAGCCGGCACAGCUUCGCCAGGGAGUUCACGUUGGCUGAGUUUUCCACCGAACAGGAGGCCGUCCGGCGGGAGAAGCUCAAGGAGCGGUUGAAAGAGGAGAGGCUGGAAGCUCUGAAGUGGAAACUGACUGCGAGCGGCACGAAGGAGUCAGAGGAGGCCAACCAGCUGACGACGGAAGACAUCUCCGACGACGACAUCGACCUCGCCGGCGUGGAGCCGGAGGACGGCUUCUUCCUCCAGCCCUACCCGGCCAAGAAGAGGCGGUCUCUGCUCAAGGCCCUGGGCGUCAAGAAGAUCGACAAGGAGGAGAAGCGGGAGCUCCACAGCAUCCGCCUCUCCCGGGAAGACUGCGGCUGCGACUGCCGGGAGUUCUGCGAUCCGGAGACGUGCAGCUGCUGCUUGGCGGGCAUCAAGUGCCAGAUGGAUCACACCUCGUUUCCUUGCGGCUGCACAAAAGACGGCUGCGGCAACACGGGCGGGCGCAUAGAGUUCAACCAGGCCCGAGUGCAGACGCACUUCAUCCACACCAUCAUGAAGCUGGAGCUGGAGAAGAACCAGCAGAGCAGCCAGAGAAGCACGGAGCCCGAGCCGCCGUUCCCGGACAGGCUCCACCCCUUUGGGUGUCCGGUGGGCAAGACGGCGUUCGAGGAGCGGACGCCCCCCCUGGCGCCCGCCUUCCAGUUCAACAUGGACUUGGAGGCGAUUGGCGAGAACAGCUGCAGUAGCGACAUGACCGACUCUUCCGCGUCGUCCAGUCAGAGCGAGGAUCUGGAAGAGCCGUACGAGGCUGCCCCCUCGGAGAAGUCGCAGUCGGACGUCGACGACGACGGCCUGGCGCGGAUACUCCACUUCAACGACUCCGACGUGGAAGAGGAGAGGAGCGCCGGGAGCAGCUGCCAGGAUAACUUGAGCGCAUUCCACCCGACCGACUUCUUCAGCACGGACAUCGAAGGCCACUGCGUCGCCGACGCCGCCGUGAAGCUGGACGCCGGGAGCGCCUUGCGCCACUUGCCCAACCUCACGGAGUGUCUGGACGAAAAUGCCAACCAGGAUGCCAGCUGCUUUCUAGAGGAAACCUCCAGCGGAGCACUCUGCGGGGGCAACCCGUGCUGCCCGCCGUCCUCCGCAGAGCAGUGUUCCCGGAACUACAUGGACCUGAGCCUCUCCUCGGACUCGCUGGAUUUCUUCCAGUCAUUCUCAGACUAUAACUUAGGACCACUUUAUAACUCCUUGAAGGAAUACGAGAACCUGGACAACUUUUCAGCGCUGCAGCUCCAGCUGCCAAAUUUUCCCAACAUGCCCCAGGUGGGGGACCAGGGCACCUGCUUUUUAGAGUCUUUGAUUGGCUUAUUGGACUCUGUCCCAGAAACCUCGGUGCCUUUUACAGACAAUCAGCUUUUAGAAGAUGCCAUGAAGUCAUCGCUAAUGGAGACGGUGAAGGUUUGAAAUUUGACUAUGGGGGGAAACCCCACCCCCCCUUUGGAAACUUUUUAAGUGCUUGAUUUAAGUGCUUGAUUUAAAUAAGCAGGCCUUCCCGCAAGAGAAGGAAAUGCUACCGAGAGCUUUGGAAGCGAGCAAAUAAUAGUUUGUUCCUUUUUCCCCCCCCUAACACUUUGUAAUUCUGCAGUUACAAUCAGUUUUCUUACUGUUUCUGCAAAAACUCUCUGCCUUGUCAUGGCAUUGGUUGGGGAGGGAGGGGGGCAAAGAGGAAAGACAGCUUUGCGAAACGAUCCAAAUUUACCUGCAUUUUGUAUAUGGGGACGGGGAAACCUUUGGGGACGUAUUCCUUAUGUUUAACCUUGUGGGUUGUCCACAGAGCACCUUCAGCCAUCAUUUAUGGUGUUGGCGGGCAAUGUCUCAAAUCACUUUGGGAUUUAUAUCUAAAUAUCUAUAUAUUUAUUGUGCAAAUGAGUUGCUCGAGAGCGAGCUCUCACUUAAAUGGGAAGACGUUUACAUUAAUAAAAAAGAAAAGAAAGAACCCCAUUCGCUAUUAUAUGCAUAGCCAUUUUCCUCCUUCCUAUUUAUUGCAAAUUUCCCCGAUUUUCAAUAGCCACGGAAGCUAGAACUGAGCAUGAAACCUCUAUUUAAAUUGCUAAUACCUCAGAUGUAUUAUGUGUACAAUCAUAUAUUUUUUUUUGCAUAAUAUAUCUGUAUUUAUUUAUUUGUGAACGCUUUCAUGCAAGGGUUUCUCAAGGGCCGGAAGGUGGGAAAUCGGUCUUUCGUAGCACAGACCCCC
Messenger RNA from Gekko japonicus, 2557 nucleotides. RefSeq names its product cysteine-serine-rich nuclear protein 1 (gene CSRNP1). Gene Ontology annotation, molecular function: sequence-specific DNA binding; DNA-binding transcription factor activity, RNA polymerase II-specific. Gene Ontology annotation, cellular component: nucleus. The transcript has 4 exons. The record is from RefSeq and is a predicted model, not a curated record. Bases 7 to 1767 code for a protein of 586 amino acids. NCBI's taxonomy places the organism in Eukaryota, Metazoa, Chordata, Lepidosauria, Squamata, Gekkonidae. Gene Ontology annotation, biological process: regulation of transcription by RNA polymerase II.